AUGUCAUUUUCGAAUGAAUGUUCUAUUUGUUGUGAGAUUAUAGAAUCUAUCAUACAAUUAUAUCAAUUACCUUGUCUUCAUAUAUAUCAUGUUAAAUGUAUUGAAUCAUGGUUAAAAAAAAAUGAAAAUUCUAAAAUGUGUCCAUAUUGUUGUGAUUCAUAUGAUGACGAAGAACAUGAUAUAAUAUUAAGACAAAUUGAUCAAAGUAGAUUUAUGAAACUUAAGAGAAAAAAUAAAGAAGAACAAACAAUAAAAGAAAGUUUUGAUUUGUUAUUGAAAACAAUAGAAAAAGAAAAAGAGAUGGAAUUAUCAAAUCUGAUAGAAGAUGUUAAA
Molecule: messenger RNA, 333 nt
Organism: Scutellospora calospora
Lineage: Eukaryota; Fungi; Glomeromycota; Glomeromycetes; Diversisporales; Gigasporaceae
Source: the annotation of a GenBank genome assembly